Molecule: messenger RNA, 3214 nt
Organism: Mizuhopecten yessoensis (Yesso scallop)
Lineage: Eukaryota; Metazoa; Mollusca; Bivalvia; Pectinida; Pectinidae
Product: protein OS-9-like
Exons: 16
Coding region: 9-2258 (749 amino acids)
Biological process (GO): endoplasmic reticulum unfolded protein response; retrograde protein transport, ER to cytosol
Cellular component (GO): endoplasmic reticulum lumen
Source: RefSeq, a predicted model, not a curated record
UAUAGAAGAUGGCGACCAAAACAGAUGGACUUCUAGUUGCAUUUUUGUUUAUUUAUUUUAUACGUAAAUGCCAUCCCGCUGACGGGUUCCUCGACAUAGAGGAGCUCAAAAGUGUGCAUUAUGGGUUGGAUAUUAUCAGUGAACCAGUUGUUUCGACGCAAACGGACACGGCUAGCUCCAGUAACAACAUACAGGUCACCUCAAAAUAUGGGCAACACUACCGAUGUAGUUUUCCUAACAGAAUGGAAGCAGACAAGAAGAAAGAAGAAGAGGAAAAAGUUGCAAUGGAAACAGGGAUUCCUGAAUUGUUAAAACCUUUAGAAACAGGACCAUGUUUAUUCAAAAACAAAGAUUGGUGGAGUUAUGAAUUUUGUUAUGGGAAAUAUAUCCGACAGUUUCAUAUUGAAGAUGGUAAGAUAGUUGGUGAAGUAACAUUCCUAGGAUAUUAUGAAUCUGAAUUUGAUUGGAACAACCAAACAGACCAGGACAAAAGAGUGAAAAACUAUAAUAGAUUAAAUAGGUACCACAGUCAGCAAUACAUAAACGGCACACGUUGUGAUCUGACUGGUCGUCCAAGGAAAACGGAGGUUAGGUUUGUCUGUGAGGAGGGAGCUGGUGAUACCAUUUCCCGUAUUGAUGAGCCUGAGACAUGUGUCUACAUACUCAAAGUCCACACCACCAAGAUCUGCCACCACCCUUACCUGAAACCUCCGACCAAAAAUACUCCUGUUCCUAUCACCUGUCAACCUCUUCUCUCAGAAAUACAGUUCACAGAGUACAAACAGCAACAGCUUGAACAACAAAGACUUAAAGAAGAGAGUGAAAGAAAGCUGAAAGAAAAGCAAGAACAAGAAAAACAAGCAAGAUUGAAAAGGCAGAAACUUCAGCAGGAACAACAAGCAAAAUUAAAGGAACAAUCAGAUAAAUCAUCCAUACAAAAAAUGUUAAAAUCACCUGAUAUCUCCUGGAAAGAUGAAGAUUCUCAAAGGCAUGUGUCAACAGUAACAGAUCCAGAGGCUGAGCCAGAAGAUACAAAGUUGGGGUCAAAAGAUACACAGACAGGGUCAGAUUCUGAUGAUGAGAAUCUAGAAGAAUUGAUGGGAUCAUCACUUGGUAACAACAAACAGCUUGAGAAACUUCUCAGAAAUUCUUUAAAUGAAGCCAUGAAAGAACACACAGAGGAAGAGGGGGAUGCCAGUCUGAAGAUGAAGCCUCAUAGUGUGAAGGUUGUACAUACCAUGGACGAACUAAAGGAGGCAGUGCAGAAAGCUCAGGGGGAUGCUGAGGCCUACCUGCAAUCUCACAAGGAAGAGGAGGAGGAAGGAGAGAUAGGCACGAGUACUGGAGCAGAAUUAGAGGAUGAUUCUCUUCAAGACAAAAUGUUUAAGCUGAAGAAACUGGGUGGUGUGCCACAUGAGGAAUUUGAUGAAGAUUUUGAUGAAACGGAAUUGGACAUGAUAAAAGAAUUUAACAAAGAUUUAGAAGAAAUGGAUACAUUGAAGCUAUCACAGUAUAAAGAAUUCUUUAGAAAAAAUAAAAAACGAUUUCUGUCUGUGAAGAAGAGAAUCCAAGAAAGCAUGAUGCAAGAAUUUGAUAAUAUCAUCAGUGAGGCAGGGGAAGAGCUUGGGAUGACAGAUGAGGAACUUAAUACAGAUGUAGAUAGAUCAGAAACAUUUUCACAUAUGUCAAAAAUUCACAAUAAAUUACUGGAUAAAUUGGAUAAAACGGAAAAAGAUAUAAGGAAAGUAGAUAAAGAAAUAAGCAUGUUGAAAGAAAAAUCUUAUAAUUCUGACGAAGAUGUAGAUGAAACGGAGGAUGAGAGUGAUGAUGAAGAUGAAAAUUUAGUGUCUGGAGAUUUAAAAAAUAAAGUAAAAGGACCUGUAAAAUCUCAAGAUGAUAGAGUCAAAAUAAGAGUGACAAAAGUAUCGAAGUCAGAUUAUGGAUCACUACAAGCCAAACAAACAGCUGAAACAGAGAAACUAGAGAAGGAAGUGAAAGAGGGACUUAAAGAGGCAGGUCUGGACCUUGGAGGUGGGAAGAUCCAGGUGAAAAUAAUAACAGCUGGCUACCAGGGUGAUGAGGAUAGUGUACAUGUACUCUCUGAUGAAGAGUCCAAAAGUUUUAAAAACAUGAUUGUCUCCAUUCUGGAAGGGGACAGUGAGGCUGCUAGAGAGGAGCAGCAACACAACGCAAUGGAGCAAAACUAUAAUUUUGUUUGGGAAAAGAAUAAGAAAAAAGAAGACACUCUUCCACCUUAAUUGUUAUUCUGGUUAGGGUGAUUUCUUUCACAUAAACAUUGAGGUUCAUUCUUUCAAAUGUCAAAACUUCACAGCAACUUAAGAAAACAGAUAUUGAUAUGAUGAUAAACAGUUUUUCGUAAUAUACAAAAUUCAGUAGGUGUAAUUUCCGGAUUGUGAUAUUUUAGUAAGAUGGUAAUUUAAAGUGGGCUUUCCAUGACCUUACUCUCUGUGGACACCAUCUUCAAAUGAUCUUAUAGCUGUUGUUAGGAUGUGAAACCAUAAAAGAAAAUACUACAUACCUCUCAAAACAUUUCUUCCAUUAAGAUAAGACAAUAAUAUUAUAAAACAAUUUAUAUGUCGUGACCUCACCAGAAAAAAACAUAAUUUUGGGUUACAAUACAAUAACAGGAGCAUGUUGCUAACUGAAGAGCUGCUUAUUGUUUUGGGGGAUUCAAAUCAAAGAUUCUUUUUCCUUUGGGGAAUUUUGAUAAAAACGCAAAUGAUAAAAUGACAUUUUUGUAAUGUUUGUAGAUGAUGAAAAAUGUUUGAAAUUUUAGUGAACAAAAUUGAUCAAUAUAUUAAUCUGGGUAAUACAUCUAUAUGUAAAUAGUUUAAUAGGAAAAUAAAUAGCACCGUUACAUUUGAUCACAAGAACACAGAUUUUUUUUCAGGAUUUUAUGAUGAAUGUAAAGCUGUAUUAAGUAAAGAUUUUAAAUUGUUUUUACUUAAACAUGUCAUUAAACUAAAUCAAUAAUUUAGUGGAGAUUGUAGUGGUCAUCAGUGGAGAUUGUAGUGGUCUUCAGUGGAGAUUGUAGUUUUCUUCAGUCUGUAAUGGUCUUCAGUGGAUACUGAAGUGGUCUUCAGUGGAGUUUGUAGUUUUCUUCAGUCUGUAAUGGUCUUCAUUGGAUAUUGCAGUGGUCUUCAGUGGAGUUUGUAGUUUUCUUCAGUCUGUAAUGGUCUUCAGUGGAGACAGU